Hypomesus transpacificus is the source of this 3952-nucleotide messenger RNA. RefSeq names its product major facilitator superfamily domain containing 6a (gene mfsd6a). The transcript has 7 exons. The coding region runs from base 287 to 2830 and encodes 847 amino acids. The record is from RefSeq and is a predicted model, not a curated record. NCBI's taxonomy places the organism in Eukaryota, Metazoa, Chordata, Actinopteri, Osmeriformes, Osmeridae. Gene Ontology annotation, biological process: antigen processing and presentation of exogenous peptide antigen via MHC class I. Gene Ontology annotation, cellular component: plasma membrane.
GUACAGCCCAUCCCUUUGCCCAUCCACUGGUUCGCAAAGCACAGGUGGGAGAGAUCGAGUUCGUAAAGAAAAAAAAACUGAAUUAUUAUAUGGCCCGUGGAUACAGGAGUUCGUUUUCAAAUGUUUACAAGAAUCAACACGGAUAUAUCUCCAUGUAUCUUUGGAUAUAAAAUAAUUAAAGUUGUAUACAGAAAACCAGAAAUGCUUGCAAGGAAUCUGAAUUGCUGCCGAAGCUGCGCAGUCAUAGUUUGAUGGGGGACUGACCGGUGACUUGAAUUAAUCAGAAAUGGCAGACGAUGACAAAGUUGCCAUCCUAACGGAUGAUGAAGAAGACCAGAAGAAAAAGUAUGUCCUGGCUGAGCCUUUCAACUCUCUCUCCCUGGAGCUGCCUACAGAACUUCCUCCUCAAGGGCCUUCAUCAGAAACACCUGCUACAGACACGUCCUCACCCAUGGCCAUAAGCUGCUGGGAAAGACUCUGCCUCCGAAUUGAUAGCCAUCUCCUCAUCUCCAAAAUCUUUUACUUCUUCUUCUAUGCAGCCUACGGCUCCUUGCACCCUUUCCUCGCUGUCUAUUACAAGCAGCUUGGAAUGUCGCCUAGUCGUAGCGGUCUAUUGGUUGGGAUCCGCUACUUUAUCGAAUUCUGCAGUGCACCUUUCUGGGGAAUGGUGGCUGAUCGCUUUAAGAAAGGGAAGGCAGUCCUGGUGUUCUCUGUGCUGUGUUGGUUGGUCUUCAAUUGUGGCAUUGGCUUUGUGAAGCCAGCUGACAUGACGUGUGUUGAGAAAUUGAGUGUGACCCCAACUGUGGCCCCAACCCUCCCCCAGACUGUAUCAUUCAUCAAUGAUUCCCUGCCAGCCAAUCACACCAAUGAUAAGAUCGUUCGCCGCCACAUAGAUCAUUCUGACUAUUCGCUUUUGAAUAAUUCUGAUCCCCCCAGUAACAUGCACCGGAGGUAUAAAAGAAGCAUUGAUGCCAAUACUACUGAGGGUCCUACUACUCUGUCGAUGCCAACACCCACCACUACCACCACCACCACACCCACCACCACCACUACACCCACUACCACCACCACCACACCCACCACCACCACCACACCCACCACCACCACCACACCCACCACUACACCCACUACCACCAUCACCACACCCACCACCACCAUAAGCACCACCAUGCCCACCACCACCAGCACCAGCACCACCACCACACCAUCCACCACCACCCAAGCCAAAGAUUACAUCAUUAUUUACAAUCAGGACCAGGUAGAGACCAUCUUCCUCAUCAUCCUACUGGUCAUCAUUGUGGGUGAGUUCUUUAGCGCGCCCGCCGUGACCAUCGUGGACACUGUUACCCUCCAGUACCUGGGGACGCACAGGGACCGCUACGGCCUGCAGAGGAUGUGGGGCUCCCUGGGCUGGGGCCUGGUUAUGCUCCUGGUGGGGAUCUGGAUCGACCACACGCACAUCGACAUCAUCAUCAAUGGCCUGGGCUGUGUCCUGCCUGAAUACAGGAACUACCAGGUUGCCUUCAUCGUGUUUGGUGUUCUGAUGGGCGCCGCCCUGGUGGUGGCAACGCAGUUCUACUUUGACUAUGGGAACUACAGGCAGGAGCUGGGGGAGGGGGCAGAUGAGGCGGAGGCCGCAGCAUCCACCAGGAACGGGCUGACUCCAUCCCCAGAGGCGGGCUUGGACCAGAGCCCCGUAUCGUCAGAUUCGGGCCUCCAACAUUUCACGUACAGUGACCUGAUCCGACUGCUGUGUAGUGUGCAGUACAGCACGGUGCUGUUCGUGGCCUGGUUCAUGGGCUUCGGGUACGGCUUUGUGUUUACCUUCCUGUACUGGCACCUGGAGGACCUGAAGGGGUCCACCACUCUGUUUGGCGUGUGCUCUGUCCUAAGCCACGCGUCAGAGCUGGCUGCCUACUUCACAAGCCAUAAGUUCAUCGAAUUGGUGGGUCACAUCAGGGUCCUGUACAUCGGCCUGGCAUGCAACACUGCUCGCUACUUGUAUAUUUCGUACUUGGAGAACGCGUGGAUAGUCCUGCCCAUGGAGGUUCUUCAAGGUGUGACCCAUGCGUCCGUGUGGGCGGCCUGCAUCUCGUAUCUGAGCGCCGCGGUCCCCCCGGCUCUGCGGACCUCGGCCCAGGGCAUCCUACAGGGGGUCCACCUCGGUCUAGGCAGGGGCUGUGGGGCCAUGGUGGGAGGAGUCUUUGUCAACUACUUCGGAGUGGCUGAGACCUUCCGAGGGAUAGGAAUGGCCUCCCUCGUCAUCCUCCUUGUCUUCUCCUUCAUCCAGUGUAUCACAGGGAAGAAUGAGGAGAAAGAGGAUAAAAUGCUGGCAGAGAAUAUCCCCGUGCCCUCGAGUCCUGUGCCCAUCGCCACCAUCGACCUGGUCCAGAACCAGACUGGCGUGAUGGUUCCCCGUCCAGAGGCCCGGCAGCCCACCAAGAAGACCAAACACCAGGAGGAACAGGAGGACGUCAACCGCCCAGCCUGGGUGCUCUCUGGCACCCCCUGGGUCACCAUUGCCUUCGCCGUGCUCCAGAUCCGAGAGAAGAUCAGGUUGGCAAGGAUCCACCCGCCCACAGAGAGACAGCCGCUGCAGGUGCCAAAUGAGCGGAAUGCGGAAUAUCAAGCUGUGGUGACUUCUCACAGAGACUCUUGCGACAACACCAACGACCCCCAGGUGUCCUUGCACCCCACAGGACCCCCAUCAGCCCUCAGCCAGGCACUUUCAGAGCCCACCGACGGUCAGGGGAGUUGGGAACAGACCCCUGUCCAUCCAGACCAGAACACCCCAGUGGAGAACCCUGUCUUCUUACCUGGGAACAUAUAGCCAGUGCAUGUGUACACCUCCCUCACUUACGUACACUGCUCAUCUAGUGGCUUCAGUGAGACAGAGUUGACACUUCCAUGUCUAGUGUAGCUGUCUCCCUUUAUUCCCAAAUUAAGUAUUUAUAUAGAUCAUGUUAAGGGAGUGUUUAUUAAUCCUCAAGACUCACCUAUGAACACAAGUAUUUCGAAUCGAACCUGGAUUGGAUCCAUGAUGUUGAAGUGCCUCUUGAUGCGCAUUUAUCUUUUUGUUCAAUGUCUGCAUUGGUGUUGUGCAGGAGGGUCACUGAUUUUUCAAUUACAUAAUUUCACUGACUUGUAAUAUGCAAACAUUACUCUGCAGUUUUCCUGCAUUGUGCUUAGAGCGUUAGUGCCUAGAGUCCUUGGUAUACAUGACUUUUGGUCGAAGGGGGAAGUCGGAUCGCUUCGCAACGUGUAUUUAUUGCUCCUGUUUUCCAUAUUAUGACAGCAUUUGAACUUCUGACUCUUUAGAAGCCAACUACUUCCUCUAUUAUCAGGACUUGUUGUCCUAAUAGUUCCAGGAUUGGCCACUUGGGGGCAGUAGUGUGCUACUGUACGAGGCUUAGACCCACUUGAUAUUAGUGUGUAUGUGGUGUGUGUUUGCGUGUGUGUGUUUACUGCUGUGUGGAGUGUGGAUGUUAUUGAGGUCAUGGUGUGCCUGCUGCUGAUGGGAUUGUGUGGGAGGACAGUAAUAGUGUUCCGCAAAAACUAGACUAUGUCCCAUGUAAAUAAAAAAUGGUCUUGGCAUAGAUUAGGUCUAAUAUUUGUGUUGAAAUCUCAUCAGCUGCUUCAUUGUUUUUCCCUAUUGCCUUUGUUUUGAGUGUGGUAAUUAACGCAAUUUAAUGUCAUUUCCUCGUAGCUCUCGCUGACAUACUGACAAGGGUUUUUGUUUUAUCAAAGAACACAAAUUAAGCUCCACAAAAUUAAAUCAAAUGGUCAAAAUUAAUUUAUUGUCCCAUAGUAUCUUUUUUGUUAUUGUUCACAUGGGUAGGCAGUAUGAACUGGUGCAGGGUGUUACACUUUGAGACCAUACUGUUUACCUUGGAUUGUUUGGGGCUAUAGUUCAAUGGCAUGAAAGGAAUAAAUAAUGUAUAUGCCACUUCAA